CUCGCCGCGGCCAUUCCGCAACCUGCGCCGCCAGAAGCGGAGAAGAAGCAGCCAAUCAGCGACCUCGUGUGGCCCGCUGUCGGUGCAUUCGUGUCCUUUGCGGGAUUCGCGCUAGCAGACCAUCUCUUACAGUCACACGGCCUCACAGUUUCCCUCGGUUCCUUUGGUGCUGUCUGCUGCCUUCUCUUCGCCCUACCGCAAGCACCAGUCUCUCAGCGCAAGACCAUCCUGAUCGCCCACAUUGGAACGGCCCUCAUAGGAGUGGCGCUAUUUUGCCUGCUGGGAGCGUCGUGGCUCGCCAAGGCCAUGGCUGUUGCUGCAUCCAUCACUUUCAUGCAAUGCACCAACUCCGUCCACCCCCCUGCUGCUGGACUUCCGCUGAUCUUCCUCGACGCCCCCAAAUUCCAUCGCCUCAAAUGGUGGUAUCCACUCUUCCCAGGCCUAGUGGGCUGCCUAUGGCUAUUCCUCGUGCAAGAGGGGAUCCUUUUUCUGAAAGAGAAGGUGAAAUUCUAA
Molecule: messenger RNA, 513 nt
Organism: Closterium sp. Yama58-4
Lineage: Eukaryota; Viridiplantae; Streptophyta; Zygnematophyceae; Desmidiales; Closteriaceae
Source: the annotation of a GenBank genome assembly